Camellia sinensis is the source of this 1173-nucleotide messenger RNA. The record is from RefSeq and is a predicted model, not a curated record. Lineage: Eukaryota; Viridiplantae; Streptophyta; Magnoliopsida; Ericales; Theaceae.
AUGGAUGUCUCUAUAACCCAGCCCAAACCAGUGGUGGUGACCACCGAGAACAGGAAAGAGGUUGUCAAACCGGAGUCUGUGGAGCCUGAGAAUGAUGUUGGGAGUACUUACAGUCCGAGUGACUACAUUUCACCAGUGGGCCAGAAUAGACCAAAUGUCGGAUUUCCAGUCGGGGGAGAGCUGUGUGUAAUCCGAGGGAACAGUUCAAGACAGGAAACGGAUGAUUUGGCAGCCAUGGAAGAGGAUUUUGCCAAGUUCCAAUUUUGCGAUAACCAAGAUCUAGAAUAUUCAGCCACCAAUGAAGAAUCAGCGGAGGCCACGGGAUGGUUAGACGAUCAGCCAGAUUUUGCAGGUGGAAAGCGUCUUGUUCCAGUGGGUCUUGGAGAUGAUGAUCAAUGCAUGGAAGAUGACUUUGCUGCAUGGCGGGAGUUACUUUGGCCCGAGUUAGAUCAGUUGCUUAAGGAUGAUGACAGUUCAACUGUUGCAACUCCUUGCACUGCUGCUGUGUUGGAAUAUCGUGUGGUAUAUCAUGACAGCACAGAUGCAUCAAUAUUGGACAAGAGCAUGAGUAUGUCAAAUGGUCAUGCUGUUCAUGAUGCACAACAUCCAUGCACGUCUAAUGUGGCUGUGAAAAAGGAGCUUCAUACUGCUGCCUCUGAUCGAUCUUGCACCCAUCUGGAAUUUGACAUUGCUGGAACUGGACUUGUAUAUGAAACUGGGGAUCAUGUCGGCGUGUACAGUGAGAAUGUGAUUGACAUUGUGAAGGAAGCUGAAAGGUUAAUGGAUUUAUCACCAGAUACAUAUUUCUCCAUUCACACCGAUAAAGAGGAUGGCACUCCACUUGGUGGUAGCUCAUUGCUGCCUCCUUUCCCUGCAUGUACCAUAAGAAUGGCACUGACUCGAUAUGCGGAUCUUUUGAGCUUUCCGAAGAAGUCUGCAUUACUUGCCCUGGCAGCUCAUGCUUCUAAUCCAAGUGAAGCCGAGCGACUGAGGCAUCUUGCAUCUCUUGCUGGAAAGGAUGAAUAUGCACAAUGGGUAGUUGCAAGUCAACGAAGCCUUCUUGAGAUUGUGGCAGAAUUCUUAUCAGCCAGGCCUCCACUUGGUGUUUUCUUCGCAUCAGUUGCCCCGCGCUUGCAGCCUAGAUAUUACUCAAUUUCAUCCUCCUCAAGGUGA